This is a messenger RNA of Cucurbita pepo subsp. pepo (vegetable marrow), 417 nucleotides long. The record is from RefSeq and is a predicted model, not a curated record. NCBI's taxonomy places the organism in Eukaryota, Viridiplantae, Streptophyta, Magnoliopsida, Cucurbitales, Cucurbitaceae.
AUGGACGAGAGUGGUGGCCGUGGGAGAGGUUAUGCAGAGGAUUCGUCGACGGCCGGAGGCAGCAGAGAGAUCCGUUACCGGGGAGUACGACGGCGUCCAUGGGGCAAAUUCGCGGCUGAGAUACGCGACUCUAGAAGGCAAGGAAUACGCAUGUGGCUCGGGACUUUCAACACGGCGGAAGAAGCCGCGCGUGCUUAUGAUCGAGCGGCAUAUAGCAUGAGGGGCCAUUUAGCCAUUUUGAACUUUCCCAAUGAAUAUCCACUCACCACCGCCGCCGGCGGUGGUGGAUUUUCCUCUUCAGGUGGGUCGUCUUCAAUGUCAAUGCGGCCAAAUGAAGUGAUUGAAUUUGAGUAUUUGGAUGACAAAGUGCUUGAAGAUCUUCUUGACUGUGGUGAAGAAAGUGAUAAGAAAACCUAA